Molecule: messenger RNA, 2015 nt
Organism: Brachypodium distachyon (stiff brome)
Lineage: Eukaryota; Viridiplantae; Streptophyta; Magnoliopsida; Poales; Poaceae
Product: bZIP transcription factor 60
Exons: 2
Coding region: 133-1869 (578 amino acids)
Cellular component (GO): endoplasmic reticulum membrane; nucleus
Molecular function (GO): DNA-binding transcription factor activity
Source: RefSeq, a predicted model, not a curated record
UUCGUCUCCACGACGGCGAAGACCAACGACCCUGACCAAAUCGAUCCCCAGUUCCAUUGCAAACCCUGCACGCUUCUGCGACCGUGAUCCGGAGCACCCAACCAACCGCCGCCGCCGGCGUAUGCGCUCGCCAUGACCGGAUCGGCUGCCCACAUGGCGGAGCCCUGCCUCUUCGCCGACAUGCCCUCCUUCCUCGACGACCUCCCGGAGUUCCCGCACCCCCCCGACGACGAAACCUUCGCCCUGGAGGAUUUCGAUCUGGAAGAUCUGGACUUUGACUUCGACCUCGACCUCUUCUCGACGGACGACGCGCAGCUCUCGACGCCGCCGCCGCCGCCGCCUCCGCUCGCCACGUCCUCGUCCUCUGCCGGAUCGCCAGGCGGGGGUUCCUCCUCCUCCGGCGCCGCCGUGGACGGCGCCGGCGGCGGCCUGAAGAACGACGAGUCCUCGGAGUCGUCUUCGAGGAGCGCGAGUGCGGUGAGUGACGGCAAGCCGAGGAAUGGGGAGGAUGAGGAGGCCAAGCGGCGCGCGCGGCUGGUGCGCAACAGGGAGAGCGCGCACAUGUCGCGGCAGAGGAAGAAGCAGUACGUGGAGGAGCUGGAGGGGAAGGUGAAGGCCAUGCAGGCCACCAUCGCCGACCUCUCCGCCAGGAUCUCCUGUGCCGCUGCCGAGAACGCUGGGCUCAAGCGGCAAUUGAGUGGCGUUGCUGGGACACCUGCCCCGCCGCCGCUACCGAUGUACCCGGGAUUGUACCCUUUGCCACCACCGUGGCUUCACCCGGCAUACGCAAUGCGUGGCUCACAGGUUCCACUUGUGCCGAUUCCCCGGCUCAAGACCCGGAAGCCUGCACCAGCUGAGGUAGAGCCUCCAGCUAAGAAGACUCGGAAGACCAAGAAGGUUGCAAGUGUCAGUCUUCUCGGGUUGCUGUUCCUGGUAAUGGUUUGUGGGUGUUUGGUUCCUGCAGUCAAUCGGAUGUAUGGCACAGUUGAUUCUGGAGAAGGCAUUGUGCUUGCUCCAUCACAUCAUGGAAGAGUUCUGGCCGUUGAGGGGCCUCGAAAUGGUGCCCCGGAUGGUAUUGAUUCGAAGUUGCCACAGAAUUCAAGCGAGACUCUCCCAGCGCUGUUGUAUCUCCCAAGGAACGGGAAGCAUGUCAAGAUCAAUGGAAAUCUUGUUAUUCAAUCCGUUGUUGCAAGUGAGAAAGCUUCUUCGCGUAUGUCUCAGUAUGACCCGAAGAUUUCUGGCAAUCCAGGAAAGGAAGAGACUAGUUUGGCAAUUCCUGGCCAUGUGGCUAAAUUGGAUUCUGGAGAAGUUCCGAAAUCUGCUCAAGGGAUUAAAAAUAAACUGAUGGUUUUGCCUCCUGGAGAUCGAACCAUAUACAGGGAGGAUGAUGAAUUGCUGCCACAAUGGUUUAGUGAAGCUAUGUCUGGUCCUACGUUGAGCUCCGGAAUGUGCACUGAAGUGUUCCAGUUUGAUAUAUCUCCGACCUCCGCUGACGCAAAUGGAAUUGUUCCUGUCUACUCAAGUGCUAUGCCCAACUCAUCGCAUAACUUAACUGAAAACCUCCCCUCCACCCGGCCUCAGAAGAUCAAGAACAGAAGGAUUUUGCACUCAGUGCCUAUCCCUCUACAAGGUUCAACAUCCAACCACACUGACCGCCUUAAGGAGCACCCGAAGAACGAGAGCUUCGCUGGAAAUAAGCCGGCUUCAUCCGUGGUGGUCUCUGUCCUGGCCGAUCCAAGAGAGGACAGCGAGGGGAGGAUCUCUUCCAAGUCGUUGUCGCGCAUCUUUGUCGUCGUACUUGUAGACAGUGUAAAGUAUGUGACUUACUCUUGUGUCCUGCCGUUCAAAAACCAUAGCCCUCAUCUCUGACUUUGAGCCUGGUCCUCACCGGAGCAUCUGUUCAAACUAUACUGAUUAACAUAACAUAAGUUUUCCAUCAGGAUCUGGUACAAUUUGUAUGUGGAAUUGUGGAUAGAGUUGCUGGAAAUUGAUUCAGUUUAUCGCUGUACUUUGUA